AUGGAUCGAAACUCAAUUUCAUAUAAUCGAGUAGAUGAAGAAGAAGAUGAUGAAAUUUCAAGUAUAGAUUCCAAUUCCAAUUCGAGACUAAUGGAAUCACCUAAAUUCCACUCUGAUUCUAUAAACAAAGGGGAAGCAACGAAGGAAACUAAAACUGGGAUCUCCAAGCCACCAGAUUUGAGGUUUUUAGCUAGUGCUAAUUUUUCAUCUGAUUCAUUACCUGACACCAAUAAUUCUGUGUUCAAUCCAUUUGGUGGUGGUACGCCAAGUGCAUGUUUAAGUCCUACGACUAAUGGUCCUAACUUUAAUGAAAGAAGAUAUUCGAAUUCAUCGUUGACCAACUCACCUAUAUUGCAGCCAUCAGCUUCAUCGCAUAUAAGAUCAAAUUCUAAUUCAGGAAGAGCUAGGCCCAAGUCGGCCAUAUUUAUGAUGGAUUCCAAUCAUUAUCCAAUUUCAGAGGAUGGUAGCCCAGUACAAUCAGCAUUGAAUACUCCGCGGGCCAGAAAUUCUAUUCACCUCGCUACUACUAAGAACAACUACUUACCCCCGCCUACAAUUGUUCCUCCGAUUGCUCCUCUGUCGUCAUCAAGAUCUUCGUCACCCACAAGAUCGUCGUCUCCUACAAGAUCGGCACGUUCAUACAGAUCAAAGUCUCCUGUUCGUCGAUCAUCAUCUCCUAGUAAGAACUACCUGCCUUUUAAUUUUCAGCCACAAGAACUUAUGAAUAAUGGUCCCCAGACAUUGCUGGUAAAGCCCGCGCAUAGAAAAGGACAUAAAUACAAGCAUUCCUCUGUUUCUAUGAAUUUAUUUCAGGAGCCUCCACCAGCUGUGAAUGCAGAUAAUGAAUUACUAACUAUUGCUGAUCUGUAUCCAAUUCCAACCUUCAAAGAAUCACUUGCAUCCAUUAAACCUAGUCAAAAAUCUAAAUUAUUAUGGUCAUUUUGUCAUUUAACUUUAUCGUUAGUUGUCUUUCUAGUUGGUUUUAAGUUUAAAUUACCUUCGUUGUCAACUUUGGCUCAUUUGAUUUUCUACGAUUCGUUGGGAACUUUGGUUAUCGUGUUUGUAGAUAUCAUGUCUAACUUUGAAGUUUGGAAUAAUUCAUCCAUAGCGUACCCAUUUGGAUUGGGACGCCUAGAAGUCUUGGUUGGUUUUGCAUUGAGUGCAUCUUUGAUCAUGGUUGGCUGUGAUUUAAUUAGUCAUUCCUUAGAGGAAUUUGUCAUUUCUGUGGUGGUAAAAGAUACCUCAGUUGAGCAUGAUGGCGAACAGCACCUGUCACAUCAUAUCCAUGGAGAACAUGGACAUCUGGCUAAUUGGUUUAUAUAUGAAUUGAUCUUAGUUGUUACUAUAGUUGUAACUCUAAUAACUUCUAGGUAUAUUUUAGCCUACGAUAGAAUUAGUGAAAUGAUAUCGUCGUCUGAUGAAAAUGCUACUUUAGUUGGAUCAAACCGUAAACCGAAAGGGGGUCUUUUGGACAGAGAAAUGAAGAAAAUUGAAUCAGAAGCAAAGCCUUUAAGUUUACAGGGCUUGCAAAAGUUUGCCAACAUUAUGGCCAAAAAUCCCACUCAUUUAUUGACAUUAACGUAUUCCAUUUGUUUAAUGGCCGUCCCAUUACUCCCAUCCAGCAUAAUUUCACAAAUUAACAUAGAUAUAGAUGAAGCUACUACCUUAGUUAUUGCUCUAUUAUUAUGUUACAGUGGAUGGAAGCUAGUAAAAUUAUUGGGUGGUGUAUUGUUAUUGUCAUAUCCUUACUCUGACUACGAUUAUCAUGUCUUGAAAUCAUCAAUAAUCGAUAAAAUAUUAAGCCUUGACUGUUAUAAAACUUCAUACAAUAUUGAGAAGCUAUUCAUAUCUAAAUUCAAUUAUGAAUUGUAUGUUGUUGGUUUGAAGAUAACUAUGAAAGGUGGUAAUCCGGAUGAUGAGUCAAGAUUAAGAUUUGAAAUUAAUAGAAUUAUUCAGUACUCCGUUGAGAGAGUGGAUCAUAGUGUCAGAACCAAUAAGAUAGAGGUUACUAUUGAUAUCAAUAGGUAUUAG
This is a messenger RNA of Debaryomyces fabryi, 2031 nucleotides long. RefSeq names its product Zn(2+) transporter. Gene Ontology annotation, biological process: monoatomic cation transport; transmembrane transport. NCBI's taxonomy places the organism in Eukaryota, Fungi, Ascomycota, Pichiomycetes, Serinales, Debaryomycetaceae. The transcript has a single exon. The record is from RefSeq and is a predicted model, not a curated record. Gene Ontology annotation, molecular function: monoatomic cation transmembrane transporter activity. Gene Ontology annotation, cellular component: membrane. The coding region runs from base 1 to 2031 and encodes 676 amino acids.